This is a messenger RNA of Exophiala aquamarina CBS 119918, 1032 nucleotides long. RefSeq lists its product as uncharacterized. NCBI's taxonomy places the organism in Eukaryota, Fungi, Ascomycota, Eurotiomycetes, Chaetothyriales, Herpotrichiellaceae. The transcript has 3 exons. Gene Ontology annotation, molecular function: oxidoreductase activity, acting on the CH-OH group of donors, NAD or NADP as acceptor. Bases 1 to 1032 code for a protein of 343 amino acids. The record is from RefSeq and is a predicted model, not a curated record.
AUGCCUACAACACUUGUGACAGGAGGCAACGGUUUCGUAGGCGCAAGUGUGGUGUCGGCUCUACUCUCCAAGUACAACCAUAAAGUCAUUCUCGCUGUGCGAUCUGUCCCCUCUGCUGAGGCUCUGUUAGCCAUUCAUCCAGAAUGGGCAGCACAAGACGUGUCCGUCGCCUCUGUCCCAGAUUUCACAGUCCCAGGUGCCUUUGACGAGGUAUUUAAGACACAUCCGGAAAUCGAAUAUGUGAUCCAUGUGGCUGCACCGCUCUUGGACGACCCACGCAAUCAUGACUUUGUCGAGCACUUUGAAAAACCAAAUGUCCUGGGCAACAUUGGCAUUCUGACGAGCGCCAAACAGUAUGGCAAGAACGUGAAGGCCGUCAGCGUGACUGGAAGCAUCAAUGCCAUCACUCUAGGUGAUCAAGACGACGUGAAGAAGCGAGCCUUCGGCAACACCGAGUGGCUUCCGAUGGGCAGAGAAGAUGCGAUCAAAGCCCAGCACAAUUAUAUCUCGUAUUGUGUCGGCAAGAAAGUGGCCGAACAGGCCCUCUGGAAAUUCGUUGAGGAAGAGAAACCAGCCUUCACAGUCACAAACUUCAUGCCUCCCUUAAUUUUCGGCCCCAUGGAGCAGAAAGUUGCAAGUGCCGAGAAGAUCAAUUUUAGCAACUCUCAGAUCCAGAGCAUCAUGAAUAGCGCAAAAGCCGAGGGCGCCAAAGUACCAUCGACCAUAUUCCCAGGUUAUAUCGACGUCCGGGACUUGGCAGAACUCCAUAUCCUCGCUCUUACCACGCCCGCCGCAGCGAACAAGCGAUUUGUCGUUGGCUUCCCGAUGAUGUUCAACCGCUUUGCCGAGGCACUACGCACCAUCCCUGAAUUGAAGGACCGUAUUGGAGAGAACAACGAUGACGAUGCGAGCCUCACACCCGCUCGUUUCGGCACCGCUGAGGGCGAUGAGGUGUUCCAGUUCAAGUAUAGAUCUCUACAAGAGACCGCCAAGGAUAUCGCUGCUAGUAUCCUAAAGGUCGAGGCUGCUUAG